UGGAUAAGGGAUCCUGAAUGAUAGGUCCUACGAGGCCCAAGAGCACAAUGGAUAGAACAAGCCAAACCAAAAUUCCUGGGAGAUAUUUUAGCUUGUCCUCUCGCAGUCCCUGCCAGUCACUCCCAUCCUUCCAGAAACGGCCACAGCUCGAGCAAAGAUUGAAAGCCCAGCGAUAUUUUCCCUCCUCACACUUUUCAGCAGCUCUGCACUCUUUUGCCUAUCAAGAACAUUUGGUGGCCGUCAUCACCCUGUGCUCAUGUUAAGGGUUGAGCCUCCAGCGUAUUAUCCAAUUGCAAGACCAAGAUGGAAAAUAUGUGCCUGUAAAAAUAUCUUGCAAGAAACUGCCUCGCAUGAUGCAGAGGUGCAUUCUUAUAGCCAUAAUGAGAGGAAGAACCGGAAAAAGGAGGGUGCUUACAUCGACAAAGAUGGCAUAGCAAGGACCUUCAACCGAAAGAAAAUAUCCAGAAAAAGGGGCGGUGCUAUGAGAGGCCGUGGUUGGAAGUACGGCUCUGGGUUUGUCGAUGGAGUCUUCCCUGUGCUCAGUCCAAUGGCACAGGAUAUCCUAGAAUUUGUUCAGAGAGGGACCGACGUCACCAAAAUCUGGGAAUCACUGGACAACAUUCCUCCUGCACACAAUCUCUGGGAUGACAUUCUCAAUGUCGCCGUCCAGCUCCGUCUGAACCGACAAUGGGAUCCGAUCAUAUUAGUCUGCGAGUGGAUCAUAUACAGGAGUUCCUUCCGUCCCGACAUCAUCUGCUAUAAUCUGCUCAUUGAUGCGUACGGCCAAAAGCGUCAACUGAACAAAGCAGAAUCAAUUUACACGACUCUUCUGGAAGCUCGCUGUGUUCCUACAGAAGAUACCUAUGCUCUUCUAUUGCGCGCUUACUGCAAUGCUGGGUCACUGCACCGAGCGGAGGGCGUGAUUUCAGAGAUGCAGGAGAAUGGGAUUCCUCCAAGUGCAACUGUAUAUAAUGCGUACCUCGACGGCCUACUGAAAGCGAGAUGUACCGAAAAGGCGGUCCAAGUGUAUCAAAGGAUGAAGAAAGAACGUUGCAGAACGAACACAGAGACGUACACCCUGAUGAUCAAUGUAUAUGGAAAGGCAAAGCAACCGAUGUCGUCAUUGAAAGUCUUCAACGAGAUGAAGUCAAUAGGGUGCAAACCCAACAUCUGCACCUACACUGCCCUGGUGAACGCAUUUGCAAGGGAAGGUCUGUGUGAAAAGGCAGAAGAAGUGUUUGAGGAGAUGCAGCAGGCUGGGCAUGAGCCUGACGUGUACGCCUACAAUGCCCUGAUGGAAUCUUACAGCCGUGCAGGAUUCCCGCAAGGCGCAAUGGAGAUCUUCUCGUUGAUGCAACACAUGGGGUGUGAGCCUGACAGAGCCUCAUACAACAUCUUGGUGGACGCUUAUGGAAGAGCUGGUCUUCAUCAAGAGGCAGAAGCGGCGUUCCAAGAGCUGAAGCAGAAGGGCAUGCGGCCGACGAUGAAGUCGCACAUGCUGCUCCUGUCCGCGCACGCCAAGUCUGGCAACGUGUCCAGGUGCGAGGAGGUGAUGGCGGAGCUGCACAAGUCCGGCCUGAGGCCCGACACUUUCGCGCUCAACGCGAUGCUUAACGCGUACGGCCGGGCCGGGCGGCUCGACGACAUGGAGCGCCUCCUCGCGGCCAUGGAGAAGCGCGACGCCGGCGGCAAUCCGGAUAUCGGCACGUACAACGUGCUGGUGAACGUGUACGGGCGCGCGGGAUACCUGGACCGGAUGGAGGCGGCGUUCGGCUCCGUGGCGGCCAGGGGGCUCGCCGCCGACGUGGUGACGUGGACGUCGCGCAUAGGCGCGUACGCGAGGAAGAAGGAGUACGGGCGGUGCCUGGAGAUCUUCGAGGAGAUGGUGGACGCCGGGUGCUACCCGGACGCCGGCACGGCCAAGGUGCUCCUCGCGGCGUGCUCCGACGAGCGGCAGGUGGAGCAGGUCACAGCCAUCGUCAGGUCCAUGCACAAGGACCCCAAGACGUUCUUCACACUAUGAAAUCAAACUCUUGUAUGGCAUCACAUUACACAUGCAUGUAUCUCUUGUGAAGAAGUACUAGUAGAAUUUAACAUAUAUGAAUAUGAAUUGUUGUAUAAUUGUUUCUACAUGAUUAAAUACUUUGAAGGAAAUAAAGGUUUCAUAACUCCUAUAAAUUA
This is a messenger RNA of Phragmites australis (common reed), 2181 nucleotides long. Its product is annotated as pentatricopeptide repeat-containing protein At2g35130. Gene Ontology annotation, molecular function: protein binding. NCBI's taxonomy places the organism in Eukaryota, Viridiplantae, Streptophyta, Magnoliopsida, Poales, Poaceae. The record is from RefSeq and is a predicted model, not a curated record. The transcript has 8 exons. The coding region runs from base 257 to 2023 and encodes 588 amino acids.